CAAUAUGAUGAAGGUGUUACCAGCUCCAUUUUGAUAGAACAGGGGGGAGUGUGGUACGAUGCGGUUUUGGGACGAACACAACUCCCUGAUAACGGAAGUGAAAACCCCGUUAGAUGUCUCUUCCUGUGCGCCAUAUUAGAAGCUACAAGCUGAAGUCGUAAAGACAACUAAACACCCAGUAUUCCUGAUUAUUCUCGGCAUCACUCUGUCCAGCUGUGGAGGAUUGUUUGCGGGACUACUCUUGUACCUAGUCUGACUCUCCAGAUCUCAGUCUCUAACGACUGUAGUCGGCGAGUGGUUCAGACGUCACUGACAGGUUGCGACACCAGGGUGGUCCGCACAAAAUCCAGCGGAGACCUCCGUGACGUCCUCAAUUAAAGGCUCGCGUGGACCGGAAGCUCCCUGGCAGAAACCACUCUUCGAUCCACGACUGGAUGUUGCGUUGGAAAGACUGGGGAUCUGCGCCAGAGUCUAAACGCGAUUCGCGCGCAGUCAAAGUAUCAGUCAACCAACAUCCGAUUUUUGCAACUUGCCUCAUACUAUCAUCCGAGACUGCAGCUGGACGGUGUGGGGUUAGGAAAUGGCUCCUCAAUUCUGUCCUCUCUGCCCUCUCUCGUGCCUGCUUCCGCUCUGUCACGUGAUGUCAUGGCACCAGCUGCAUCCACGCGUUUCUCAGAAGACGCGUCGAUUGAGGAACCUGCUCCCGCUCCCACUAGGAUUUGGGUGAAGCGCCGCAGCAGCGUCCUCUCUGACGACGGAGCACCGGAAGUAGUAGUCAACACCGCAGACGAACCUCCUGCCAAGCGGACCCGCCUCCAGGAGUGUCCACGAGUUUCAGCGCGUGCCCGCGGCAUUCAGUUUGACCCCUUUCACUGGAGGUCUAACCCCUACGUUUGGCAGAGAGAGGACUACAGGUGUGAAAAGAGGAAGUCAACCACGUGGGGCCGGGACCCCUACACGUGGCGGAAGGAUUAGACCAAUGUCAGGCCCGCCUCGUGUUACACGUGGAAGAGGCCGCACCCUUAGACGGCGGCGAAUGCGCACUGUCGGCAUCAUUCGGUAUUUACGAAUCUCAUUGCGAAUUUGAAUUUUUUAUUGAUGGGUAAAAGUAUUUAUAUUGAUAUUUUUGAAGCUCGAUUGAUCAUUUUCGGCUCAGGAACGUCUUACGGUACCCCGCGUAUUACAAAGUAACCUAGAUAAGAAAAAAAUGCUGAACGUUUCAUCGAAGUAUUACCGGACGCCUUUACGCGUAUUUUUGAGCCCGGGACACAUUGUAGUAUUCUUAAGUAGUACCUGAGCCGACAACAACCAAUUGAGACAACCACGAUUGGUCAUAGUCGGCCCAGGUACUAGUUGAAAGUAACCCGAGUACUCUUAGACAUACUUAAAAUUACCCGAGGUACGGAAUAUAUUCUAAACGGUUCUCCGGCCGGAGUAUUGCCGAGUGCCAUUUAGCGUAUUUUCCGUACCCGGGGUUCAUUGUUGUAUACUUAAGAGUACCCGCUGUACUUAAAUGUAGUAACUGAGCCGACAACGAUCAAUUGAGCAUAAGUAAAAGAUCAGUUAUUAUGAGUUAUUGGUUUUAUUCAAUGCUUUCCGAUGGUUUAUAGAUAAAUAUCAGUGAAAUUAAACUGAUAUUUCACUGUUUUAAACAGUGAAAAUAUCGAUAUUUUUCACUGUUUAACUAUGAAAUGACGUCAUUUUUUUUAGACGAAAUGACGUCUCUUUUACAAUGUAAAUAAACGAUGAAAAAAGCAUGAGAAAAUUUGUUGGAUUCGAUGGAAUAUCGAUUUUAAUUCACUCGUGAUCAUAAAAAAUACAUAUUUUCACUCAUUGCUGCGCCACUCGUGAAACUAUUAUUUUGUAUGAUCACUCGUGAAAUAAAAUCGAUAUUCCAUCGAAUCCAAUUAAUAUCCUCUAUAAAUAAGUCUUUGGGCAAAGGCAUAUUUAUGAAAUCAAUUAAUGAAGCAUUGCUUUAUUGAAAUUUGUGAAUACCGAGAUGUUCGAUUUACGUUUGAAUUACAUUAAAUACGUUUAGAAAUCAAUAGAAAACUAUUUAUUGUAUUUAUCUGUUUAGUGCGUAGUUUAUUCUACAUCCAUAACAAGAAUGUUUGCUACUAGUAUAUAGGAAUUACUUUGCUCGUCGUUAUGUCCAUAAUCUUGUCCACUCGAUACCUACCAUAUACAUAAAGAUAAUUAAUGUUAUGCACAAUAAUCACAUUUUAACCAUGAAGAUCAAAGGUCAAAUACAAAACUUGAUGUGAAUGAAUGGCUUGUGCAAUCUCUUGCAUUUAAAGAUAGGUUGGUACUAUAUAACCAGUUUACGCACGUGAUAUACUGUGUAACGAACAGGUCAAGUUUAUACUUAAUUCAAAAUUCAAACUACAUCACUUUUGUCGAAAUUGUGCUUGCCCGCUUCAUGACUUCCUCGUUCAUCAAAAAUAACUUUGAGCAAAUGUAACAUUGCAACCGUCAAGGCCAUGUGCAUGCUGAGGUACUUCAUUACGAAAAUAUGGAACGAGGUCACCUUGCAUGUGUACUGAGCAUAAGAGCACCAAAAGUAACGUUAAGGUCAAAGUCUCACCUCGAGGUCAAACUACAGUACUUUAUUGUGUGAACGUACAUGUCUUCACGUGUUUCAAGUUGGUAUAUAUAUGCUACCUUACAGGUUCUAAGUAAUGAGUUGAGGUAAAAGGUCAUAUUUAAGCACUUUAUCAUCUGUCUAAACCAAUGCGUUAAGAAAUAUUAAUAAUGAUAGCUUUUGUUUUAUCCUUUGAUAGCCGUACAUAAACGUUGCAAACAAUCAUGUCCUCAAAUUGAAGCAACAUGCGGAUCGCGUUCAUGCGUCCCUACGUAAGUGUAGUAUUUUGUUGCCGCAUCAUGUUUUCUGAAUGAACGAAGUUAAAUGUCACCUCGCCUUAAUUAUCAUUUACAACGACAUAAAAUGGUCGCGUGUACGACUUGCAAUUUUCCAUCAAAAGUAAAUGUUAUACUUCAUGGUCAAAUGUCAAAAAUUAUUUAUCCAAAACAUAACUAAUUCCUGGAAUAAUGUUAAUAAAUUCCUUAGAUUAUCAUCUGACAUGACUUGCUGAUGUGUAUUGUGUGUUUUAUACUUGCUUAUUAGAGGUCACAAUUGAAGUGUAUUAUACUAAGAAGGCCUUUACACGACUUCCGAUGAGUAUUGCCCUAAACCAGGCAAUGCACCACUACAUGGUCACUGCUUGAAGGUUUAAGUUGAAUUUAGUUUCACGCUAUUUACUUUUUCUGAACAAAAAAGUUUUUCCAAUGGCUUGGUGAAAAUUAUGGAAAGGUCAUGGCUAGGUUUAGAUAAAUCAGUGCGUGUGUGGAAAACAUACAUUCUUAUGAAACUUGAGUAAUGAUAACUUUUAAAUAAGUAAUUUUGUUUAUAAGUUUGCUUUAGCUUAUGAUAUAGUUAGAUACAGAUCACAUAUGUAUAUGUCAGUUUGUAAUAGUUAUAUUUUUUGUCAAAUAUUGUGCAAGUUUUUAGUACUUUUUGGAGAGCAAUAAAGAUAUUCGAUAAGUAG
Dreissena polymorpha is the source of this 3545-nucleotide messenger RNA. RefSeq lists its product as uncharacterized. The record is from RefSeq and is a predicted model, not a curated record. The transcript has 4 exons. The coding region runs from base 646 to 975 and encodes 109 amino acids. Lineage: Eukaryota; Metazoa; Mollusca; Bivalvia; Myida; Dreissenidae.